Molecule: messenger RNA, 1293 nt
Organism: Trichoderma reesei QM6a
Lineage: Eukaryota; Fungi; Ascomycota; Sordariomycetes; Hypocreales; Hypocreaceae
Exons: 2
Coding region: 1-1293 (430 amino acids)
Source: RefSeq, a predicted model, not a curated record
AUGCCUGAAGGCGCAGCGGACUCCAAGUCGCCCAAGGCUCCCCGACGGCUGCGCCCUGCAGGCGAGCCCCUUCGCCAGGUGCACUUCCAGACGCCCGCCAGCGCCGCCGCAGGCAUCAAGGCCGCAGCUUCUGCAUUUCCUCCUGCAUCUUCGUCUGCUACUCCUUUCACCUCCUCCUCCUCGUCCACCACCAAUUCAACCACCAAUCCUCCCACCACCGCUGCCGCAGAUCCAGCAUCAGCCUCGACUGGCGACUCGUUCGGCAACCAGCCCGACAGCUUCCCGCAGCUCGGCGCACCGCCUCACAGCUCUCUGGGUGCUGGCCAGUGGCACACAGCUGCUGAUCCCACGCAGAGCGUCAAGUUGCCUGGCCAGCCGUUUGCCGGCUUCGCAGCACCUGGCGCUGGCCCUGGCGCGUCGCCCUUCCAGCUGCAUCCUCAGCUGUUUGCCGGCCCGUUCUCUUCCCCCCUGCAACAACAACAACUUCAUCAUCACCACCACGUCCCUGUGCAGCUCCAGCCUCACGCCGCCGUCCCUACCGCCACGCCCGUCACCUACAUCGGCAGCCCCAUCGCCAUGGCAGACUACCAGAACGCAGCGCCGAUGCCUACGGGCGUCAACUUCCAGCCGCCGGUGCCCGACACCACCUUUGGCCCGAUCCCGCACGUCUACGUGCCUCGCUUUGACGGGGGUCUCAUGCCUGCUGCUGUCCAAGUCGGUCUCCCCUCGGUACAGUUUGUUUCCCGCCCUGCCACUGCCGCGCCCGUUUCCACUGCCACGUACACCGUCGUGAUGCCAAAGACGUAUUACUACAACGGCUACACCUACUAUGCAAGUUCCGUCUCGGUCGCCCAACCAAGCUACGUUGUUGCUCAGCAGCCUGCCGUCGUCCCACAGCCCUUCGUCGGUCAACAGCCUGUCAUGAUUGGAGGACAACCAGCUUCCGCUGCGAUGCCCUUCCAGCAGAUGCACACUGUUCCCGCGAUGGGCGUGCCCGGCGCCGGCGGCAUGCCCGUCUUUGCAGGUAAUGGUGGCCAAAUCCCCGAUGUGUCUGGUCUUGGGAAAACUCCUGCCGAGGAGACUAUACGGCAGCUGCAGUUUGCGCACGCAAACAAGCUGUUCGAGCCUCAGGAGUUCAAGCCGUCGGACGAUGACCCCUCUCGUUUCUACUAUGUUCGCGAAGUUGACGGAAAUUGGACCCAGCGCAACCGGUUUACUAUUGACCACCUCGGUGACUGCCGGUGGUACGUCACGGACGAGGGCUGGUUUUACGCCGUCAGGAUGCCCAACUAG